Molecule: messenger RNA, 2577 nt
Organism: Toxotes jaculatrix (banded archerfish)
Lineage: Eukaryota; Metazoa; Chordata; Actinopteri; Toxotidae
Gene: ppm1da
Product: protein phosphatase, Mg2+/Mn2+ dependent, 1Da
Exons: 6
Coding region: 81-1763 (560 amino acids)
Biological process (GO): protein dephosphorylation
Cellular component (GO): cytosol; nucleus
Molecular function (GO): protein serine/threonine phosphatase activity; mitogen-activated protein kinase binding; cation binding
Source: RefSeq, a predicted model, not a curated record
GGCAGGACGCUGCGCUGGUAUAAACUGUACUCUCCUGUAAUUUUAUAUGCUAACAAUACCUAGAAAUUGGGGAGCGACUUAUGUCUGGAGCAAUGGAAAACGCAUUAUUGAUGCGAGUGAGUGUGUUUACCGACCAAGGAGGGAGGAAAUACAUGGAAGAUGUGACCGAGAUCAUAGUUGAGCCCGAGCCGGGAGAAGAUGAGCCGACGUCGGGUGAGCCAGAGGAGAGCAGUGGGGGAGAAAGUGCGAUCAGCGCUCUGCCGGCGGUCACACAUCCACACCGGACUGGUGAAAACGAGGGGUCCCCGGUUUCAGAUGCAACAUUUGAACCUCUAGAAACGGAAAAUGACCAAAGCACAUCCGCGGAAAUACCUUUACCGGGAGGUCAGAGCCCUCCGCGAGCUCGACGGACAACGUCGAGUCGUUCCCGCCGUUCCGUAGCGUUCUUCGCCGUGUUUGACGGUCACGGGGGCUGCGAGGCUGCGCAGUUUGCGCGAGACUAUUUGUGGGAGUUCAUGAAGAAGCAGCGGGGUUUCUGGUCCGACUGUGACCGGGAGGUCUGCUCUGCUAUACGCAAAGGAUUUGUAGCCUGUCACCACGCUAUGUGGAAAAAGCUACCUGAAUGGCCAAAGACACUGACAGGCCUUCCUAGCACAUCGGGCACCACAGCCAGCGUAGUGGUUAUUCGAGGAAACCGCAUGUAUGUGGCCCAUGUUGGGGAUUCUGCAGUGGUUCUAGGGAUCCAGGAUGACCCCUCAGUCCCAUUCAUCAGAGCCGUGGAAGUCACACAAGACCACAAACCUGAACUACCCAGGGAGAGGGAGCGAAUUGAAGGGCUGGGAGGGAGUGUGAUCAAGAAGUCUGGAGUGAACCGGGUCGUCUGGAAGAGGCCGAGGCUGAGUCACAAUGGCCCGGUCCGUCGUAGCACUGUCAUUGACCAGAUACCAUUCCUGGCCGUAGCCCGAGCUCUAGGUGAUCUGUGGAGCUAUGACUUCUACAGUGGGGAGUUUGUGGUUUCUCCUGAGCCAGACACCAGUGUGGUGACCCUCGACCCCAGGAAACACCGCUACAUCAUCCUGGCUAGUGAUGGUCUUUGGAACAUGGUGCCACCUCAAGAGGCCAUCUCCAUGUGUCAGAACAACGACGAGGUGAUGGCACCAUGUGGGGUAUCCAGUGCCCGGCAGCUCGUCAGCCAUUCUCUGCUGCGGUGGCGCCAGCGGAUGUUGCGUGCUGAUAAUACCAGUGCCAUUGUAAUCGCCCUCCAGGAGCCUGGGACCUCCCAGGACACCCUGCACCAUGAGGAGGUGCUUCUUGACCUAACCAAGGUGUCCCAGUGUCCUCCCACCUCCAUAUCCCGUGCUGACACUCCUCUCCUUCAGCAACCUCCAGAGGAAGACUCUCCCUCUGCUGCGUGCGACCUCCUCCCUGCCCUGGAGCGACGGGAUGGACUAUCAGGAGGCAAAAGCUUGUACCACAUGAAUCUGUCUGACCCGUUUACUCUGACUCCACUGUGUCCAAACAGUAGUGCUGAGCUGCCCAGUCAGUCCAGUCCCACUGACAGGACAGCCGGCAGCAGGACACCCAACAGCAAAAGAACUAUUGAUGGAUCACCGUCACUAGGCCAUUCGGCUAAGAAAGCCCGGCGCAGGACUGCCGACAGGCCACCCCUGGUCCAACAUAACGCAGAGAAGAAGCAGAAGGAGUCCAAUAAUGUCUCCCCCAUUCUUCAGCAGCAUAACAAGACCACAGUGUGUGUGUACUGAAACACACACACACAUCAGCCUGCUGCCUCCCACUGUCAUCCUUGUCUCCAGUGGCAUUCCUGUCCCUUAUGUUUGCAGUUCUCCUGCACAUUCCCACCACUCCUCAAACCAGCCUUGCUCUAUGGGUUAUGGAAAGACUUGUCUUCAUGCUCAGCACCAGUACAAUACUCAUUUGAAAACUUGAGGGUUUUUUUUUUGUUUGUGUAUUUUUUUUUGUUAGAGUGGUCAUAAGGCAUCUCCAAAAACAUCUUGUGUCUUUGUAUCAAAAUUCCUCUGAAAUGCUGAUUAAAUGUGUCUGUCUUCACCCCUUUCCCCUCCACUUGUAAGAAGUAAGUAUGACUAAUGAUGCUGGUGUAAAUAUGAUACAUUUUAUAGUUGAGUAUUGAGAAGUAAGUCGAACUGUUCAUUUAAAACAAAUAUAUAUAUUUUUUAUACAUUAUUUUAUUGUAUAAUAGUAAUACAUGAAAAUCCCUUUUAGAUGAGCUCCACCACAGCUUUCAUCUCUCCUCCUCACUCUCUCCAGAUACCGUUGUCUUCACACCCUUUGUUAAAGGAUAUUCUGUAUUUUUAAUUAUUAUCAUCUUAUUUAAUCACUGGAGAUUUGUCUUGAAUAUGAAGGUGCUGCUACAGUUACAAGCCAGUUAAGCUACUACAUUGUGUACAUUGAUAGAUAAAUAUACAGUGGGUACAGAAAGUAUUCAGAACCACUGAAAUUAUUCACUCGUUGUUAUAUUGCAGCCAUUUGCUUUCUAGAAUUUUCUCCCAUCUCCCGACUGCAUCUCUGGAGCUCAGCCACAGUGAUCUUUGGGUUCUU